Molecule: messenger RNA, 3311 nt
Organism: Rattus rattus (black rat)
Lineage: Eukaryota; Metazoa; Chordata; Mammalia; Rodentia; Muridae
Gene: Bub1
Product: BUB1 mitotic checkpoint serine/threonine kinase
Exons: 25
Coding region: 16-3192 (1058 amino acids)
Biological process (GO): protein phosphorylation; mitotic spindle assembly checkpoint signaling; meiotic sister chromatid cohesion, centromeric
Molecular function (GO): protein kinase activity; ATP binding
Source: RefSeq, a predicted model, not a curated record
GCGCUUUUUCUCGUCAUGGACAACCUCGGAAAUGUCUUUCGUAUGUUUGAAGCCCAUAUGCAAAGCUACAAGGGUAAUGACCCACUUGGAGAAUGGGAAAGCUUUAUGAAGUGGGUAGAAGAAAAUUUUCCUGACAAUAAAGAACACUUGGUGACAAUAUUAGAACAUUUAAUGAAGGAAUUCUUAGAUAAGAAGAACUACCACAAUGAUUCAAGAUUCAUCAGUUACUGCUUAAAAUUUGCUGAGUACAACAGUGACCGUCAUCAGUUUUUUGAGUUUCUGUACAGCCAGGGAGUUGGAACCAAGUCAUCAUAUCUAUACCUGUCCUGGGCAGGGCAUCUGGAAGCCCAGGGAGAGCAGCAGCAUGCCAGUGCUAUUUUUCAAACAGGAAUUCACAAUCAGGCUGAACCUAUGGAACUACUACAACAACAAUACAGGCUAUUCCAGGCACGCCUUACUGGAACACAUUUGCCAGAUCAAGCUACAACCUCAGAACCUUUGCAUAGUGCACAGAUUUUAAACCAAGUUAUGUUAACAAAGUCAAGUCCAGAAACAGAAAACUCAGCUUGCGUUCCUAGGAGUCAGGGUUCAGAAUGUUCUGGUGUGGCACCUUCUACUUGUGAUGAAAAGUCUAACAUGGAACAAAGAGUGAUCAUGAUUUCCAAGUCAGAAUGCUCUGUCAGCUCAUCUAUGGCGCCCAAGCCUGAAGCUCAGCAAGUUAUGUACUGCAAAGAAAAGCUUAUCCGUGGAGAUUCGGAAUUUUCAUUUGAAGAGCUGAGAGCCCAGAAAUACAAUCAACGAAAGAAGCAUGAACAGUGGGUUAGUGAAGACAGAAAUUAUAUGAAAAGGAAAGAAGCAAAUGCUUUUGAAGAGCAAUUAUUAAAACAGAAAAUGGAUGAACUUCACAAGAAAUUGCAUCAAGUGGUGGAAUUGUCUCACAAGGACCUGCCUGCUUCUGAGAACAGGCCUGACGCUAAUCUAGUAUGUGUGGGACAAAAUACAUGCUCCCACCAGGAACUGAGGGGUCCAAGUCUUUCAUCCAUCAAUCAGCAGACCUUAGAGAACUCAGGAGAGAAACCACUGGAAGAACCUUCUGUUCCUCUUAUGGUAAAUGCUGUUAACAGCACUUUGCUGUUCCCAGCCGUCAGCCUGCCAUCUCUUCCUAUUCCUGUAAGUGGCCAGUCACAGACAGACUCCAGAGGUGUGAAUCAAAGUAUUCGUGAAUUCAUGACACAGAGUGGACCAGACAAAAAAGAAGUAUGUGAAACAAAUAAAGUUGCCAACAUUAAUGACUUUCAUACAACUCCAAACACAUCGUUGGGAAUGGUUCAAGGAACACCAUGCAAAGUGCAGCCAUCACCAACUGUCCACACCAAGGAAGCAUUAGGUUUCAUCAUGGAUAUGUUUCAGGCUCCAACACUUCCUGACAUUUCUGAUGAUAAAGAUGAAUGGCCAUCUCUAGACCAAAAUGAAGAUGCAUUUGAAGCCCAGUUUCAAAAAAAUGCAGUAUUUUCAGAGGACUGGGGAGUUAAAAAGAUUAUGACUUUAUCAUCUGCUUUUCCUAUUUUUGAAGAUGGAAACAAAGAAAAUUAUGGCUUACCACAGCCUAAAAAUAAGCCUUUAGGAGCUAGGACCUUUGGAGAACGAUCUCUCAGCAAAUGUUCAUCAAGAUCAAAUGAAAUGCCUCACACUGAUGAGUUUAUGGAUGACUCAACAGUAUGUGGUAUUCGCUACAACAAAACCCUAGCUCCCAGUCCUAAAAGUAUAGGAGACUUUACAUCUGCUGCCCAGCUUUCAUCUACACCAUUCCACAAAUUUCCAGCAGAUCCAUUGCAGAUUCCAGAAGAUAAAGAAAAUGUGGUAGCCACACAAUAUACACAUAUGGCUUUGGAUUCUUAUAAAGAAAACAUGGUGGACCCCUCAAAAGACAGAAAGCUUGGUCUAAUUCAAGAGAAAAUUUCAGCAUCUUUACCCUGUCCUAGUCAGCCUGCCACAGGUGGUUUGCUCACCCAGGAAGCAGUGUUCAGCCUUGAGGCUUAUAAAUGCACAGGCACUGACCGUGCGAUCAUGGAAGACCUAUCAGAUGCCAGCGCUGGGCUCCAAGUUGAAUGGGUGCAGACUAGUUCAUUUGGAAAUGUCAAUGCUCCAAUCUUUACUAUUGAGAACCCAUGGGAUGAUGAAUUGAUUCUUAAACUUCUAUCUGGGCUUUCUAAGCCAGUUACUUCCUAUUCAAAUACUUUUGAGUGGCAGAGUAAACUUCCAGCCAUCAAGACCAAGACAGAAUUCCAGUUGGGUUCUUUGCUGGUCUAUGUGAAUCAACUUCUUGGAGAAGGAGCCUUUGCUCAAGUCUUUGAAGCUAUUCAUGGAGAUACCAAAAGUAAACAGAAAUGUAUUUUGAAGGUGCAAAAACCUGCCAACUCCUGGGAAUUCUACAUUGGGAUGCAGCUGAUGGAAAGACUAAAGCCAGAAGUACAUCACAUGUUCAUCAAGUUUUAUUCUGCUCACUUAUUCCAGAAUGGCAGCAUAUUAGUAGGGGAGCUCUACAGCUAUGGGACGUUACUAAAUGUCAUUAACCUCUAUAAAAAUACCUCUGAGAAAGUGAUGCCCCAAGCUCUCGUCAUUACUUUCGCUAUCAGAAUGCUUUACAUGGUUGAACAAGUCCACAGCUGCGAAAUCAUUCAUGGAGACAUUAAGCCAGAUAACUUCAUACUAGGACACAGACUUUUGGAACAGGAUGAUGAAGACUUAGCUACCGGCUUGACAUUGAUUGACCUGGGUCAGAGUAUAGAUAUGAAACUUUUCCCUAAAGGAACUGUAUUUACAGGAAAGUGUGAAACAUCUGGUUUUCAGUGUCCUGAGAUGCUCAGUAACAAGCCAUGGAACUACCAGGUUGAUUACUAUGGAGUUGCUGCAUCAAUAUAUUGUAUGCUCUUUGGCACUUACAUGAAAGUAAAAAAUGAAGGAGGAGUCUGGAAACCUGAAGGUCUUUUUAGAAGGCUUCCUCAUUUGGAUAUGUGGGAGGAAUUCUUUCACAUCAUGUUGAAUAUACCGGAUUGUCAUAAUCUUCCAUCUUUGGAUUUUCUGAGACAAAAGAUGAACAAGUUACUUGAACAACAAUAUUCCAACAAAAUUAAGACCUUGCGCAAUAGGCUAAUUGUGCUUCUUUCAGAAUAUAAGCGUUCAAAAAAAUAAAAUAUGAAUAUGGACCUUCUCCAAAACAUACUUUGUAAAUUUAAACUCUCACUUUGGAUCCUAUUUUUUCAUACUUAUUAUUUAUGUAUGUUAAAAAAUAAAGCUCAUAUGAUACACCC